AGGGGAAGCCGCCGAUGGCCGUGGACAUCGGUGCGGGCGAGGUGGUGGAAGGCUUCGAAGCCGCCUGCCGUGGCCUGCGCGCGGGCCAGAAGGUCAGCGUCACCGUUCCGCCAGAGAAGGCCUACGGCAACCGCAACGAGGACUUUGUCUUCCGGGUCCCCGCGGGCAGCGUGCCCAAGGGGACGGCAGUGGGCGAGAAGGUGAUGCUUGGUGGCCCUGGAUUGCGGCAAAGAUCGGGUGACGAUGUCACAGCGGGCGCCUGCUUCUUGCCCGUUGCCCGAUGCGAAGGAGGACGGAUGAGGGAGGGGUAAGGGUGGAAGAGGAAUCGCCGAUGGAGAGUGGGACUUGGAGGGGGAUGUGGCGAUGGAGAAGGCCUUCGCAGAAGGCGGCGGGACUUCUCAGAAGCCCUCGCACUUUGUGAGCUGUUUCCUGUGUCUGCGGAGAAGGCUCAGGAAACUUCUCCGAAGGCUGGGGGGUCCGAGCCUUCCGAGAAGGCCCGCCCCCUUCUCAGGCGAUCGCAAACAUGGAUUAAGGGGGC
Prorocentrum cordatum is the source of this 538-nucleotide messenger RNA. NCBI's taxonomy places the organism in Eukaryota, Dinophyceae, Prorocentrales, Prorocentraceae. The record is from the annotation of a GenBank genome assembly.